AUGGUUGAGGAUAUUCUUGAUAAUCUACCUGAUUUGUGCUCUGAUGAUCAUGAUGAUGACUCAGAGGAAGAAUUCAACUUACCAGUAGAUGUUUUGUUUAGUACCGUUAUUUUUUUAUUCGACCAAGAUAUUGUGUAUGCAGCUACAGCUAAUGCCUUACCCACAGAGCUACAAACACCUACAGAACCUAUCCAAAGUACAACCGCAAUCACCUACAACCCAUUUUCACCAGAUUUCAAAUGGACUGGCUAUAACAUUGCAGCAGUUACUACAGCUGCUAUUGUUGUUGGUACUGGUUUAGCCAUCCUCACGACGCUGUUUUUCCCAAUGUUCGUCUACAAAAUCUGCUACGCUUUGGGAGGCUGUCAAACCACUCUGGAUGAGGCUGUAGAUCGUUUCCUGGGAGUCCAUGGACGUACAAGAAGAAUCAAACGGGACACUAGAGAUGAAAAUAUGGAUUUUUUUAUCGAUCUUUUAAAAAUGUCUAUUAAAGAAUAUGGAACUCAAAACAAAGCUGUUGUUGAAAGAGAACCAUUAAGGGAAAACGUAAUGAGUCUUACUCCGGACAGGAAAAUCGAAAAACGUUCACCAAUCGACUACAUCGAACCAAUUUUGGUUAUGCUAUCCAGAGCCUACGACGAAUAUAUCAAUCCAGAGCUAAAAAAAAACUUCAAGAAACCGCCAUCCAUAAGAUAGCCAUUUUAGUGCAGGUUAUACCGAUUUUCCUCAAUACGCUGAGAAGAAUGUUUGGAUUGUACGAAAGUUUAGUGGGAUUUUUAGAGAUCUUAGUUAAAUUUUACGAAGUGUCUGUUCAGCUUUACCAAUAAUACAUAUCAGUGAUAUUUUAAAAUAAAUAUAGGCUUAGAAUAUUGUAGUAUUAGUGCCAAAAUAUGUUUUUAGUCUUUUGUAUGUAAAUGGCGAAAUUAUUGAUAUAUAACGCCGAGUUCAGUAAAAUGUUGCCAACCAUCAUGUAAUUUUAAAAUCACCAUUGGUAUAUAGUUAACAACAAAUUGAACUCAACAAUAUGUUCAGUCUAUUACUGAACUUUACAGUUGAAUAAAAUUAUGGAUUUUUG
Molecule: messenger RNA, 1075 nt
Organism: Ceutorhynchus assimilis (cabbage seed weevil)
Lineage: Eukaryota; Metazoa; Arthropoda; Insecta; Coleoptera; Curculionidae
Source: the annotation of a GenBank genome assembly